AUGUCCGCAACGUGCCGUUCCGUGCGGUGGUUCGCAGGGGUUACCCUUAGCCUCGCUGCCGCUGCCUUUGCAGAGACUAUCGGCGCGAAAAUCAAUGGCGAAGGCAUAACCGAAAUCUUUGGAAACUCGUUUGGCAUGCCUGGCACUGACAUCACAUAUGACUACAUUGUCGUUGGUGGUGGCACGGCCGGCAACACCAUCGCCGCGCGUCUGGCUUUAGAUCCCGCCAACUACACGGUUGGCCUGAUCGAGGCGGGCACCUUUUACGAGAUAGCCAGCAGCAACAGGACCCAGGUCCCUGGAUACAACUUUGCGGCGGCGAAUCCGACAAACGUCGGCACGCUCAACUCCCUGACAGCCGUUCAGAUCAAUACAGAGCCCAUUGCCGGAUACAACGGUCGCAAAGUUGGUUACACUCAAGGCCUGACCUUUGGUGGCGCCACCGCUGCCAACUACGGCGGCUACUCUCGCUCCACAAUCGGCGCCCAUGACCUAUGGGCAAAAGAAGUCAAGGAUGACUACUGGUCCUGGGACAAUGUCUACCCCUUUUACAAAAAGAGUUGCACAUUCACCGAGCCCGACUACACCAAGAUAGACCCCAAGUACAACAUCACCUAUGACCCCUCCGCCUUUGACGCUUCGGGCGGCCCGCUCCACGUGUCGUACGGGAAUCACGUUGGCGAAUCUAUGCUCGGUAUUGGCGCCUCGUUGGAAUCACAGGGGCUGGAACACAUUGACGGCUUCAACAGCGGAAAGCUCCUCGGCUACGGCGCGAUUACCUCGAACGUGGACCCCGAGACGGUGACGCGCAGUUCCUCGGAGACAUCCUUCUUGCAGGCAGGCGUGAAGAGCGGCCGCCUUUACAUAUAUCCCAACACCGUCGCCAAGCGCAUCUUGUUUGACGGAGACAAAAAGGCUACAGCAGUUGAAGUUCAGAGCAGCUCGAAGAUCCAAAACUUGAAGUGGAGUCUCUCCGCUAAGAAUGAGGUCAUUGUUACCGCCGGGUUGUGGUACUCUCCUCAGCUCCUUAUGGUUUCUGGUGUUGGCCCUUUUGAGACCCUUAAGCAGCACGGCAUCAAUGUUGUGGCCGAUGUUCCGGGCGUUGGGCAGAACCAAUGGGCAAGUCAUGACUGCAUGUUUAGAGACCAACCCUUUCAGGCCCACAUCUUCAAGGUCAACGUUGAGACCAACUCUCAGAUUGUUGCCCACAACCCAAGCGUUCUCGCCGAAGCCGCAAACGAGUAUCUCACCAAGCAGUCCGGACAACUCUCCUCGAUUGGAGUCUGCCAGGCCGUUGGCUAUGAGAAAAUCCCCGCCCGACUCCGUCAGCGCGUACUCAGCAAUGCGACCACGGCGCUCCUUGACUCCUUCCCUGCCGACUGGCCAGACAUCAACUUCCUCGGUCUCGAGAGCUCCGGCAUCCCCCCCAACAUUGGCCCCGACGACUACUAUCUUCUCAUCGGUUCGACGCUUUAUUCGACUGCAGCUCGUGGCAACAUGACCAUCAAGAGUGCCGACAUGUUUGACCCGCCCGUCAUCAACCCCAACUGGCUUGGCGACGAGCGCGAUCUCGAGAUGGCCGUGGCGUCAUUCAUGCGAAUUCGCGAAGUGGCGUUCAACAGCACCAUUGUCGAGGCCACCUGGCAGCCUGGGCCUGAGGUCGAGACCAAGGAGCAGAUUGUGACCUGGCUGCGGGAGAACAUGAGCUUGACUUACCACGGUGCCUGCACCAACAAGAUGGGCACAGACGAUGACAUAAUGGCUGUGGUGGACACGCGUGGCAGAGUGCGCGGCGUAAAGAACCUGCGUGUUGGUGAUUCUAGCGCCUUUCCCAUUCUCCCGCCCGGGUACCCCAUGUCAAUAACGUCUCUGGACAAACAAAAUGCUACUCUUCUAAACUAA
Messenger RNA from Cordyceps militaris CM01, 1902 nucleotides. RefSeq names its product glucose-methanol-choline (gmc) oxidoreductase. The record is from RefSeq and is a predicted model, not a curated record. Gene Ontology annotation, biological process: secondary metabolite biosynthetic process. NCBI's taxonomy places the organism in Eukaryota, Fungi, Ascomycota, Sordariomycetes, Hypocreales, Cordycipitaceae. The transcript has 7 exons. Gene Ontology annotation, molecular function: oxidoreductase activity, acting on CH-OH group of donors; flavin adenine dinucleotide binding. Bases 1 to 1902 code for a protein of 633 amino acids.